AGCUAGUUUCAACUUGCAAGUGAGCUGUCAUGUACGAGCAAAGCAAAACUCCAUGCUUGUAAAUCAUCACGUUCUUUUGAAGCGCCUCAUGUGAAGCCUUAAGUGAACUUAUGCAUUAAUUACCAGUCGAACGCCUUCGGUUAUUUCUCACGCAACAACGAGACGCAGGUUACUAAAAUUUUGAAACGUUAUUGACCAAGUCAGUAAGGGUGGGUUGGGGUAGAGAAAGGAAGAGGAAGAAAGUCACAAAGAAACAGCCUGAGUACGAAACUCGGAACUUGCCAGCAAACACAUCAGCGAUCAGCGAUCUAAUUAGAUUCUUUUUCGGGAGGGAAAACAUGGAAGAUGUGAAUUUAAUAUGAAGCAUCUAUUUUCGUUUAGCGGCAAGACACGAAGCCAAUGAGGGCUACCCACAAGAUACAGUCGAGAGGAUAUUAUUUCAACAUUUCAAGGUCUGGAAGACGCUUAGGGUUCCCAUCUCCACUGGAUGACUGAAGGACAUACCAGUGGUUUCUGACAUGGACUGUGAGGGGGUCAUAGGUCAAAUCCCAGCGGAGGAGCAGCUGGAGCCACUGCUCAUCCUUGAGGAAGGGGAUGAGCUGGACGACUUCACGCAUAUCUCUCCGAGAGGGAAAGGCAUACUGAGAGUGAAGAAGGACGACAUGGAGGACAGAAGUAAGGGAAGCUCGGGCGGAAGUACAGAUUCUAAAAACAAUGUGGAAGAAGAUGAAAGUGUGCACAUAGCUAUCACCGAGGAGGAAGUGGCAAGUCAGCAAAAGGAAGGGCUGGAAUCCCAAAACCAAAAGAUUGAAGGAGUGACGGAAAAAGAGGAGAACGCCGAAGUGAAAAGAGUCCAAACUGGACCUGGAUUAGCGAUGGAGAAGGUGGGAGGGGAGAUGGAGGGACUGAAGAUAGACAUGGUGCCUAAAGAAGAGUCAAUUGCUGAUACCCAGCCUUCAGCCAAACUACGACCCAGAGACCGACUCAGUCCUGAAGAUGCUCAGCAAAAGCUGCACAGGUUAUCCCCAGAUUCUCCUGAUGCUCUCUACGAGCUACUUUGCGCCUUGCAGGAGGGGCGUCGACUCAACGACCAGCGCUGCUCCUUCACCCUGCAGCCACGCCGGAGGUGCCACUCAGAGCCUGGAACCCCACUCCACAACCAGAAAGUGACCUUCUCAUCCAUGACGUCACUGCAGAAGGAGGAGUUCUUCGAUCUGGUGGCCACCUCCCAGGCUCGACGGCUGGACGACCAGCGUGCUGAUUUUCAGAGCCCUUCCUCAGAAGCCCCUGUGCCUUUGUCUCAGAAGCCUCGGCGUGCCUCCAGUGCCCCUGAGACAAUCUCGCACCCGAGACCCAAAUCGAGGAGAAGCAGCUGGAAGGUCAUAGAGUUUGGCCAAACCGUUCCCAAACCAGCGGCGAAAGAGGAGCUCUACAACAUGAUCCUAACUUCACAAGCGCAGGGACGCUUGGAGGAGCAGCGUAGCAAAGCACCAGGUCCUAUGGAUGAUGAAGAUUUCUUCUCCCUGCUGUUGAAGGUCCAGGGAGGCCGUAUGGACGAGCAGAGAACAGAGCUGCCUGUAGCACUUCGGUAUUAAAAGAGACGCUGGCUGAAAAAACGGUGUUAUUUCGGUUAUAUCUGAAAUAUGUCUUUUUAGUGACUUGGUUAACUUGCUUUUUGUCUGAAAAUGAUGUAAUUUAUGAUUUUCUGAGCCUCAAGGAUGUUUUAAAUUGUCGCCAUUCCCAAGGAUUCAUUUCCUUGUUUCUGUUUUUUGCGCAAUGAAACUUGAGUGUUAAUCAUAGAACGCUUUUUCGAAAAAGAGCGAAAGUCAACACUUGAGCUGAGAUAAAUGUUGCACAUGGUUGCAAAAGCCGUUUAGUAUUUGCUGAUGUGUUUAAAUGUCGGUGUUUGCUUCAGGGAGGCGUCAAAGAGAGAUGAGAGGUACAGAGAGUGCAGGCUUUUAGAAGUGUUUAUGGUAUAAAAGCCGUGAAAGACCAAGCGCUGAAAUACAACGGAGGAUAUAAGAAGUAAGGCAAAGACACUGUACACGAAAGGGGUAAUUAAAAAAUAAAUGAAUAAAUAAAUAACAGAUAUCACAAUUAAUAUUUGACAGUUGACGGCUGAUAUUCUCACAGGUAUUUGAACUUUGAUUAGACAACAAAUUAAUUUGUCGAAUUAAGUGUACAGUACACAAAUCUGCAUACUCGACUAAACAAAAAUCUCGUCUUUUGACAUUGUUGGAAUUCAAAUUUUUAAAAAAUUAAAUGAAAUUUAUUUCACUGUGGAGACGCUCUCAAGAGAAAGACAUGUUGAAACACUUAUAGAAUGACUUUAUGCCCUUUUCAGUAUAAAAUCUGACGUAACCCCAACAAUAAUCAACAUUUUGGGAUAUUCUUCAGACAUAAGGUUUGAAUUAGGAAUAGGAAUGAACGUGAAAAAUUUCACGAAUGUAGGUCGUCCAGAAACUGAAUACAUGAAAAAAAACACCUUAAAAAAUACAGCACACUGUUGUGUUAAUGUUAAUGUUUUGCAACUGGAGUUCAAUUGACGUGUAUAUCAUUAUAACCCACAAUUGACAUACAGUACCAGUCAAAAGUAUGGACACCUUCUAAUUCAGUGUUUUUUCUUUAAUUUCGUGAAUUAAAAGUCACUUCAUGUCUUAAA
This is a messenger RNA of Neoarius graeffei (lesser salmon catfish), 2662 nucleotides long. Its product is annotated as G-protein-signaling modulator 1. The record is from RefSeq and is a predicted model, not a curated record. Gene Ontology annotation, biological process: regulation of inflammatory response. The transcript has 5 exons. The coding region runs from base 519 to 1595 and encodes 358 amino acids. Gene Ontology annotation, molecular function: protein binding; GTPase regulator activity. Lineage: Eukaryota; Metazoa; Chordata; Actinopteri; Siluriformes; Ariidae.